Messenger RNA from Acaromyces ingoldii, 2190 nucleotides. RefSeq lists its product as hypothetical. Gene Ontology annotation, molecular function: pre-mRNA 3'-splice site binding; poly-pyrimidine tract binding. Gene Ontology annotation, biological process: mRNA processing. The record is from RefSeq and is a predicted model, not a curated record. NCBI's taxonomy places the organism in Eukaryota, Fungi, Basidiomycota, Exobasidiomycetes, Exobasidiales, Cryptobasidiaceae. The transcript has a single exon. Gene Ontology annotation, cellular component: commitment complex; U2AF complex; U2-type prespliceosome. Bases 56 to 1987 code for a protein of 643 amino acids.
AUCGCUCGAGCGUCUUCUUCUUCUUAUUUGAAGGAAGGAGGAAAGGCACACGACGAUGAGCAACGGGCACGACGCGGCCGAGGCGCUGCUGCAGGGGAUCGAGCGCGAUGUCCAGAGCGGCCGAGUCGAGCGCCCAGGCGAGGGGGCAGGCCGGUAUCGGGACCGGGAACGAGAUCGAGACAGGGACAGAGACAGGGACAGAGACAGAGACAGAGACAGAGACCGGGAGAGGAGCGGCGGAGACUACCGCAGGCGCAGGGACGACGGGGACUAUGAUCGAAGGAGGGAGUAUGACUACGGACGGCGAUCAGGCGGGUCGUCGCGGCGCGAUCCCUACGACUACUACGGCGGCGGCGGCGGCGGCAGUGGUGGUGGCGGUAGUGGUGGCCGGGGAGGGUACUACGACGACUACUACGGAGGCGGGGGCAGGAGUGGAGGCGGGUAUCGCGACGACCACCGCGGAGGACGAGGAAGCGGUGGAGGAGGAGGAGGAGGAUGGCGUGACUCUGGUCCGCGAGAGCCGAGCCCCGUGGUCAAGAGGAGCCCGACACCCGAGGGGACGAUUCCCAUCAGCCAGCAUGUGCGCAAGAAGUCCAUGUGGGAUGUCGCGCCCCUGGGAUACGAGGGCAUCACCCCCAGCCAGGCCAAGGGCACGGGCAUCUUUGGCAUUCCCGGCCAGACACGCACGCUGGGCAUGCCCCUCUCCUCGAUGGGAGGGGCAGCCGGCGGUGCUGGUGGUGGUGCUGGUUUGCCUGGUGGAGAGCUGCCCCCGAUCCAUCUGGGCGCCGGCCUGCGCCCCGGCGGUCUCCUGGCGCCCGGUGCGAGCCAGACGAACCGGCAGGCGCGGCGGCUGUACGUGGGCAACAUCGGGUCCGAGUGCGACGAAAAGACGAUCUGCGCCUUUUUCAAUGCGCGCAUGGCCGAGAUGGGCUUCGCCACCGACGUGGGCGACCCGGCGAUGAAUGCGCAGGUCAACAUGGACAAGGGCUACGCGUUUGUCGAGUUCCGCAGUGUCAACGAGGCCACGCGCGCCAUGUCCUUUGACGGCAUCGUCUUCCGCGGCCAGAGUCUCAAGAUUCGCCGACCAAAGGACUACGUCGGGCCUGACAUCCAGCCGGCGCAUCUCCAAGUGCACGUGCCGGGUGUCAUCUCGACGAACGUGCCCGACUCGAUGAACAAGAUCUUUGUGGGGGGUUUGCCCACCUACCUCGACGAGGAGCAGAUCGUGGAGCUGCUCAAGGCGUUUGGCGAGCUGCGCAGCUUCAACCUCGUGCGCGAUGCCUCGACAGGCGCAUCCAAGGGCUUUGCCUUUUGCGAGUACGUCGACGCCAGCCUCACCGACGUCGCCUGCCAGGGCCUCAACGACAUGGAGGUCGGCGACCGCAAGCUCGUCGUCCAGCGCGCCUCGGUCGGCCAGGGCGGCAGCGGGCCUUUGCCUGGUGGAGGAGCAGGAGCACCACCGCAGGCCCACGAUCCACAGCAGCAGCAGCGACCGGGCGAGGCGCUGCUGGCCGCGGGGCCUGGCGAGCCGACGCGCGCCAUGACGCUGCUCAACAUGGUCACGCCCGACGAGCUGCUCGACGACGAAGAGUACGGCGACAUUGUCGAGGACGUGCGCGACGAGUGCGCAAAGUACGGCACCGUCGUCGAUGUCCGCAUCCCGCGGCCCCACGCGCGCAGCAAGGCCUCGGCCGCCGCCUCGUGGAAGCGAUCUACUACCACCGCUGCUGCUGAGGGUGGCGGCCAGGGAGGCGAGGACAAGGACAAGGAGCGCGAGGGCGUGGGCCGCGUGUUUGUGCGCUACGAAAAUGUAGACGAGUGCAAGGCGGCCAUUGGCGCCAUUGCUGGGCGCCAGUUUGCCGGCCGCAUCGUCAUUGCUGCCUUUGUCAGCGAGGAAAACUUCCCGGCCGACGAGGACGGCGGCAAGGACGCUGGCGAGACGACGGCCCAGGCCACGGGUCCCGCUGUGGCGCAGGAGGCGUCCUGAGGAGGAGGCGUCCUUUUGAAGAGGAGGAAGAGCAGGCGGCGUCCUGAAGAGGAACAACAAAAAGGACGUCCUGAGACAGUCAAGUCACACACACGUAUGAAGAAAACCAUCGCAAUUACAUCCACACACAAGAAAAGAAGAGAAAGUAGAAAACAGAAGCGAGAGACCGUGUUGAAGUAAGACGAGAGGGACUUUUGAGAAAG